Lottia gigantea (owl limpet) is the source of this 399-nucleotide messenger RNA. RefSeq lists its product as hypothetical. Bases 1 to 399 code for a protein of 132 amino acids. The transcript has 3 exons. The record is from RefSeq and is a predicted model, not a curated record. NCBI's taxonomy places the organism in Eukaryota, Metazoa, Mollusca, Gastropoda, Lottiidae.
AUGGGGGAUUUAACUGGAAUGCCCCAGAAUAAAAAGACAAAGUGUGGAGCAAUGAGAGGAAAAGGCAGUUACGCAUUUUUAGAUUGUAUUUCACCAGUUGGAGCUUUCGUCUGUAAACAAUCUACACCAAUGUUAUAUAUUGAGAGUAAUCUCGUCAACUAUACCUAUUCUACAGACGACGAGAAUCAACAUAGAGCCGAAUUAUUUGAGAGAGUUUGGCCACCACGACUGGCCGGUAGUCCAGAUCCCAAAUACCAUAUGGCUACUAUAGAAGUGAUAUCAGAGACUGGAUGUGCUUAUAUUUGUUCCAAUCUACCAGGCUGUCGAGGAUUUCAAUUGACUUGUAUAACAAGUUUAAUAUGUGAGAAAUAUUACUGCUUAUUGAUAUCUGGAAUAUAA